AUUUAGUUUGGUUUAUGAGGUGACGUCAGCUGAUUCAGGAUCGGUGGCUGGUAUAUAAUGGAUCAGUCGAGUUGCAGUAUCACAGUACAAUCUAAGCAUCUCUCAUUGCUACUCCACUGCACCCACCCAAUUACUUCAACAUGAAACUGUUUGUGAUCGCCGCUCUCGUCGCCGUGGCCGCUGCCGGUCGUCUUGAAAGCCUGGAACGCUCCUACCUUCCUCCUGACAACUCUGUCGGAGUCGCGAGGUCCUUGGGUUCCAACGGAGGCUUCGGCUCCGGCUCCAACGGAGGCUUCGGCUCCGGUUCCCACGGCUCCUUCGGAUCUAACUCUGGUGCCUUCGGCGCUGCUGGAGCAGGUCUUCAGGGCCGCAACGCUGGUGCUCGCUACUCUGGUGCCACCUCCAACCAGUACCUGCCUCCCAACCAUGGACCUUCUGGUUCCCAGGGUGCUUCUCUGUUUGCUCGCUCCCAGAAUGGUUUCAGUGGCCAGCAACAGUACAAUGGAAACGGUGCUGCUCAUGGUGCUGCUCAUGGUGCUGCCCGUGGUAUUGCUCAGCAGUACUCCGCUCCUAGCUCCCAAUUCGGUUCUCAGGGUUCCAACGCCUUUGGAUCUCACCAGGGAUCUCACUCCUUCGGAUCUCAGGGCUCCAACUCUUUCGGAUCUAACCAGGGAUCUCACUCCUUCGGAUCACAGGGUUCCAACGCUUUCGGAUCUCAAGGCUCCAACUCUUUCGGAUCUCAGCAAGGCCAGUACUCCCGGCAGUCUGCUGCCACCAGCCGUCAAUACCUGGCUCCCAAGACCUACCAGAGCUCUCCCCAACAAGCUUUCGACGAGAAAACUGGAUACCAGUACUAAGUUCUUAAUCCCUUAGUUCUAUGAGUAUCUUUGUAGCAAAUGUACAUAUGUAUACAAAAUAAAUAGCUGUGUAUAAUAUUA
Molecule: messenger RNA, 938 nt
Organism: Spodoptera frugiperda (fall armyworm)
Lineage: Eukaryota; Metazoa; Arthropoda; Insecta; Lepidoptera; Noctuidae
Product: pupal cuticle protein 36-like
Exons: 3
Coding region: 141-857 (238 amino acids)
Source: RefSeq, a predicted model, not a curated record